AUGGAUCCAUCUUGCAUGAAGGUUGGGGGUCACACCAUGCUGCCCAUUCGCUGGAUGCCUCCAGAGAGUAUCAUGUACAGGAAGUUCACCACAGAGAGCGAUGUCUGGAGCCUGGGGGUUGUAUUAUGGGAAAUCUUUACCUAUGGCAAACAGCCAUGGUAUCAGCUCUCUAACAACGAGGUGAUUGAGUGCAUCACUCAGGGCCGAGUCCUGCAGCGACCUCGCACAUGCCCCAAGGAAGUGUAUGACUUGAUGCUGGGCUGUUGGCAACGGGAGCCUCACAUGAGGCUCAACAUCAAAGAAAUCCAUUCACUCCUCCAGAAUUUGGCCAAGGCAUCUCCAGUCUACUUGGAUAUUUUAGGCUAAAGUCUCCUAGCAUUUCUUUUUAUGGGCUGCAGGAAUGAAUGUGUUCAACUGCCCCUGAACUCCAUUAAAAUGUGUUCUUAACUUUGACAGUAUUAAUGACAAAGUCGCGGAGAAGCUUUCAAAGGGCAAGCGAUGUGCACUUCUCCAUCUGUAGACACAGUAUUGACUUUUUAGACAUUACUGAGAUGUAUCUCCUCUCUCUCUCUCUCUCUCUCUUUCAGUUUCUAUCAUUUUUUCCUUUUCUCUUGUCUUUCUAAUCAAUUUGGCUUCUGCAUUAUUAUAACUCUGCAUAGACAAAGGCCUUAAAAACCUGAUCAGCAGACUCUUCAGUUUGCCCACCACAACUAACAAUGCCUUGUUGUAUUCAUGCCUUUGAUGUGGAUGAAAAAAAGGGAAAAAUAUAUUUGACUCAAACUUUGUGAUUUCUGCUGUACUGCUACUGGGAGUUUCUAUGGAUUCACCUCAAUUUUUUUUGCUUCAGCAUGUGGGUGGAAAAAGAAGACUGGUUUUCUCUACAUGAAGCAUGUUCCUUGAGGAGAUAAAGCCAGAUGGAAAGAAGACAGUCUUGUGUGAUACACUAUCUGGAGGAACUAGGGGAUCAGAUGGCAUCCAAACCCACAAAAAACCCACUGAAAAGAUUUGAUGGAAGGCAAGAGGGGGUUUAGCACUUUCCCUGAGGAGUCUUUCUGAGGACUAAAAGGAUUGUUCAAGGAGGUGCUUUGCCAGCACCUUUCAUUGCCAGAUUUAAGUAAAAGGGAAAAAGAUGCUGCCUGCAUUGAACACAAUUACGUUACAAUGUGAUAAACUAAACACACCCCCUUAUUUUGUCUUCUGGUAGGAUAUUGUCAUGCCACUGGUAUAAAAAUGUUCUCCAGCUAGUAUUUUUUAAUAAAGGCUGAAGCUAGGCUUAUAAAUAUACAGUAUUAAUUUCAGGAUCACAUGUUGAAACUAAGGAUUUUGAUAAGAUAGGACAAGCUGUAGAUGCUGGUGCAGGUGUAUCUUAUACUGUGCUUGUCCAGCAGCAUAUUCCUUCCUCAAUCAUUUUUCUUUUUUCUUUUUUUUUUUUUUAUUGAACCAUGCAGCAAACCUGUGCAUGGUCUUUGUUGAUUAAUGCCCUUUGUGCAGAAACUAUCAUUCAUCUUGUAGUACACCCUAGUAGGCAUAGCGAACUCAUAACAAUAUAGCUUAUAUUUCAUUAGAAGAGGCUAAUGGAGGACAUUAGCCAUGUUAAAAUGCCUUUACAAUGUUGCAGAUACAAUAGGCUGAUAUAACAUUAAUAAUCUAAAGCACGGAGAUCACUGGUUAUGUUUGACACAUGACAGGGGAUAGAGAUCUCUAGAGAAAAAAUAUUACUCUGAGUUUAUGGCUUACUAUUCAGAGCGCAAAGACUCUGAGCUCAGCACCGUGUUUGUAUUGGUACUAGUGCUGUCAUUACCAACAUACUCUUUUUCUUAAAGAAUUUAUUUUUGGUUGGAUUGGCAUUGUAUGUGUACAACAUUUGCAUGGCCACUGUGUUGAUGACAGCUUCAUGGGCAUACCUGUUAUUUUUCAAACUGGAAGUUUGAAGAUUUCAAAUUUAGAGUUAGGGUUAUUUUUAAUAUGAAUUCUUACAAAUGAAAACCUACCUUACCUAUUCCUCAAGACUUUUGCCUCCCUCUGUGAGGGAGCGUUACUGCAAAAAAAGUGAUUGUUCUUUCAGUUUUCUCUUUUUGUUAUUUUUAUUGAUAUGAGCCAGAUCAAAAUAGUCCUUCAUCUUUGUGUUGGGGAUAUUUUAUUUAGUAAAUUAAGCAUUUUAUUUUUGUAAGUGUUCCCAUAGCACAUUUAAUAUAAUUUGCUUGCAUAUAUUAUUUAUUAAGCACUUCAGGUUUUUUCUUCAGAAGCUUUGAGAGCUAGCUCAUGAAGAUUCUGAACAUUUUCAAAAGAGAACAGUUCACUGGACACUGAUGAAGUUUUACCCUUCUCAAUGUCUUUGAAAAGGCAGCAUUACAAAUAAACAUGACAGUGUAACUAUAAAGCCAUACUCAGUAUUUCUUUAAUAAACUAGAUGUUAUUUCUUAAACGCUACUGAACUGGAAACACACAAAAAGCCAGAAGAAGAUUCCUACAAAAUGGGCCUUAAGAUUUUAUCUAGACUGUCUUGGAAGUUCACAGAAAGCUAGAUAAAGACUGAGCAUCCAGUGAAACCCAUUCUCUUGAGAAUCUGAAUGUUGUGUUUUAAAGGGAUUUGAAGUUGAUUUUCAAAAUAGUGUUGGAGAAGAAAGGUGUCAGAGUCUGCUCUUACUGUGCAGUGGGAGGAGGCUGCAGCUGGUGGAGGGGGUGCUAAGCUUCUACCUGCUGUAUUUUGCGUUAGUUUCUUAUGAGCUGAAGAAAAAGGCAUCUGAGAUGCUGCUUCUAUUGGAAAGCAGGCUCCAGCCUGAAAGCAAACAGGUGGGUUUUGCAAGCACUGGAAGAAUGUAUACCAAAAAUAACCACAAAACCCUGAAAAUGUACUUAGUGGCAUCUUCUUUUUAAUUUACUAGUGAGACUAUUAGAGUCAUUUCAGAGAAUAAAUAGUAUUACAAUGCAUUGUGCAAUAACAUAGCAGUAUGUUAAACUUCUAAAGGACCAAAUGUUCUACAGAGCCACCAGUAUGGAUAACCUUGACCUAUAUCAUUAGUGUUGUUGAUAGUGCAUAAAAUAUAUAAUCACAGUAGACAAGUUAUAAACUGUAGCUAUACAUAGUUUGCGUUUGUUCAUGAAAAAGUGGGUAAGUGUAGCAGAAUGAGCAGAGAAGAGGAAGAAAUGUGUUCAAAUCACAAUGAAGGGUGAGUAUAUGUGCAUAUUCAUCGCGCUUGCACUGUCAGCUAAAUUGUCUACACUGAGUAAAUAUGACAAUCAGGCUCAUUUGAAAAGUCUUUCUGGACUGUGCUAUGAAUUGAUCAUAUAUAUAAUAUAUAUUAUAUAUGUGUGUUUGCAUAUGGCAUAUAUAUAUACACACAUAGCAUAUACAUGUAUGCCUAUGUCUGUUGUAUUUUAUUUAUAUAUGUGCAGACAUGCAUGCACAUUAUGUGUGGGCUGUGUGUAUAUGUAUAAAUUUACAUACACCUAUGUUACAACAAAUUAUGAUUAGUGCUAAUAAUAAAUUGAUAAAGUCUGCUAAG
Messenger RNA from Strigops habroptila (Kakapo), 3506 nucleotides. RefSeq names its product BDNF/NT-3 growth factors receptor-like. The record is from RefSeq and is a predicted model, not a curated record. Gene Ontology annotation, cellular component: signaling receptor complex; axon. The coding region runs from base 1 to 366 and encodes 121 amino acids. Gene Ontology annotation, biological process: cell surface receptor protein tyrosine kinase signaling pathway; multicellular organism development; protein phosphorylation. The transcript is spliced from 3 exons. Gene Ontology annotation, molecular function: ATP binding; brain-derived neurotrophic factor binding; brain-derived neurotrophic factor receptor activity. NCBI's taxonomy places the organism in Eukaryota, Metazoa, Chordata, Aves, Psittaciformes, Psittacidae.